AGGCUUUUAAACUUUUUCUGUCAAUUUGCGAAACAUCACGUUUAGUUUCCUUUUUUUAUUCAGUCGGAAAAACCCGAAGGUGUUUCAUUGGCCUGUCUAGUCAUGUACAAAGAUAUAUAUCUUUAUUUUGGAUGACGCUUAAUGCAUCAUCAAUAUUCUCUGCAUACGUGACUUGUGUAAUUUUAGCCUAUAAAUUAAUACUUGAUUGCAUCAAUAAGAAAUUAUUUAAUUCCAUAUGAACCAGUGAAAGUUGCGAUUCAAGAUGGGUAAUCAUUCAACUCGGCAUAAUGAUAAAUUAGAACAAAAACAUCAGCAGUCAACUGCAACAAUAAAUAACAAAGUACCUAAAUCUAUUUCCCGUAGUACUUCCAGUAAUGAAAUAGAACAAAAUUUUACAACCAAUUUUCUUCCCAUUGACAAAUUAAGCAAAAUUUUGGCUGAGCAUAGUCAGUCCGAAGAUAAUAUUCAUCAUGGUAUUUCAGAAAAUGUAUUUAUUAAGUAUUUAUUUCCACAUUAUCCGCAAUUGGGCUCAAGAUUAUUUAAAUAUCUUGUUGCUUCAUCACAAAAAAAUUCAUCUCAACAUCUAGGCAUAUCAACAUUUAAACAACAAGUUGAGAAAUUAUUAUCGUUGAUGAAUGAUCGAAUUAUAUUAGAUAAUUACGUUAAAAUUUAUUGUAACUCACAAGAAAAUAGUGAUAUGACUCCGGAAACGUUGAAAGAAUUACUGAUGAUUUCUUAUCACUCAGCAACAGAUAGUGAACCAAAUUCUUGCCCAUAUAUACAUAACACUAUUCAUACUGUUAUUACCUCAUGUUUUCAUGGCAAAGAAACUCUUUCAAUAAGUUACGUAAGUAAUUGGCUGUGGCAGCAUUGUCCUCGAGUAGUGACGGGAAUACAUAGAAUGAUUGUCCAUGUAUUCACUAUUGCCUAUCGUUAUGGCCAAAAACUUUUAUUAACUGAAGAAUUACAACUUCAUAUGGAAUCAAUUACUCCAGUGCUAGAAAAAGCCGUUUUUUUUGAUAAGCCUGAAAACUUGUUGCCUCUAAGUCAUGUAUGGUUAUUAUCCAUCUCUUUACCCCUUAUUUACAUUCAGACUGAGGAUCCGUCAUUAGACAAUAAUACAGCUAAGAUACUUCCGAUAUCUAGAAAUCCUUGUCCUAGUCACUGGACUUUGUUAUAUAGCAGUGAUGAACAUGGAACAGGAGUUAAUCGUUUUCUUCAUCAUGUAUUAGGGUAUCGGGGUCCAACGAUAGUAACUAUAAAAGGAGAUAGCGGCAGUGAUCAGCAGAUUAUUUAUUGUAUAUGUAGUGCUGUUGAAUGGCGAGAGUCUCAUCUUUAUUGGGGGGAUGACGACUCUGUUAUUGUUGAAUUAUAUCCUACUUAUAAAGUGCUUCAAAAAAAAUCAAAAAUUUUGUACUUAAAUACUAGUAUUAGAGGAUAUCCUUAUGGAUUAAGAGCUGGAGAUGAUCCACGAAAUCCUAUUAUUAAUAUUGAUCAAUCGUUUCAUUCGGUUGAUUUUGGAGGUGCACCUCAUCGUAUUACAAGUAUUGAAGUAUGGGGCUGUGGUGAUAGAAAAUCAAGAGAACGACAAUUAGAAGUUAAAAAAUGGCAAUUACAAGAAGCUGAAAAACAAAGAGUUGUCAAGUUAAGCCCUAAUGAUUGGUUGGAUCAUCCUGAUCGUUACUUAUUAGAGUUAGCUGGUCGACAGUCUUACAAUAAUGCUGGUAGUUGAAAGUGUUUCUGUAAAAAUAGUUUGUUUAUAUGUAUAUAAAUUCGACUGUAAGAAAAUUAAUCAUCUCGCAUGUGAUAUUUCGAACUUCUGAAUUAAAUGGGAAAAAUAAAAUAAACCAUAAAAAUUAAGGGUACUCUCCCAAAGCUGUCUGUAUUAUUAUUAUUAUUAUUAUUAUUUUUUUUUUUUUUUUUUUUCAAAAUCAGUAACGCUGUCUAGCGUCGGAAUCUACAACUAAUACAAUAAAAAUUUAAGUUAAUCGUCGGAAAAAAUAUAAACUCUAUGUUCCAAGGCAAAUUUUGUUCAACUAGAUGCUAAAGAUAAUUAUAUAAAAUGAAAGUUAAACUAAUGUAGGUUGAACACGAAACUAAAAAUUAAAUUUUUGAUCAUGAUCUGUAGAAAGAUUAUUUCCAUGCAUAGAAAAUCGAGUAUUUGUCUCCACUCGAGAAAUCAAGAUAAGUACUUCAAUGAUUUAGAUUUUUUAAGUCAAUAAUUAUUCCAUAAUUUUGUAAAUUAAAUUCGAGUGAGAGAUAUCUGUAGAGUGUUGUAUGACUUGUAACAUGUAAGUAAUGAUACGUACAUUUAUAAAUAUGUUGACUAGGGUGGUCUGUUUAGAACGACUUAUUUUUCCACUCCCAUUUCAAAAAUAUUGUUGUAGACAUAAAAAAAAAAUUCUCUGAAAAAAUCAGCUCUUAAUUUUAAUUUCCCGUACUUUACAUUUGAUUUUGAAUUUUUCCCAUUUAAAAUACAUAGGAAAGUUAGGAUUUUUUUAAAAUUCUCUAUAGUUCAGCUGCACUUCAAUCGGGUUGCCGUUUGCGGCAUUUUGUAGGUAAUUUAAUACUCUGCAAAAAUCUCCAUAGUAAUUUUAAUAAGAUUCUGAUUGUUUUUUUCUGUAUUGGUUCUGAAAAUCAUUUUUUUAAUAAUAAUUUGGAUUUUUAGUUGAUAUUGACUAAAUAACGAAAUUUACUGUAAAAAUGUAGAUAACGAGCUUUUAGGAAAUUUGAUUCUCUACAAAAAAGGUCCUCUCAGUUAAGUGGCUCAAGUUAUUCGUUCACGUGAUACAGAGAGUUAAUUAACUUUAUAUAUAUAAUAUUUUUUUAAAAAUUCAAUCAAAUGCCUUCAAAUUUUAAUUUUAAAUCAGUAAAUAAUUUUCUUUUUAUUCAUUCAAGCCAUUCAUAAAAAUAAGAAAGGUUAAAUUUGAUAAGCGUCGGAAACGUUUUUGACAAAUAUUUUGUUUACAAAAUUAAUAUAAACGCUAUUUCACAUGAACGAAGAACUUGAGCCACUCAACUAAGAGAACCUUUUUUGUAGAGAAUCAAAUUUCUCAAAGAAUCUUUAUCUGCAUUUUUACUAGGGCUGUACAAUUUAGCCGGUUAAGCCGGCUAAAAAAGUUAGUUAAGUUGAUUAGCUAACUAACCGAUCAGCUUGGCUAAUUUAACCGGUUAACUAAAUUAGCUUAGCUAAUUAGCUGGCGGAUUAACCGUUUAAUCUAGCUUAGCUCAGCCAACAGCUAACCGGGUAAACGGCUAAUUUUUUUUUAAGCUAUUUAAUGAUUUUUUAUUAACAGACAGGCUCAAAAAAUAAUAUUAAUGUUUUUUUUAAACAAAUAAAACGACAAUAGAAUAAUUUAUUAGUUUAAUUAAUAUUUUACAAUUUUUUAUUUAUAAAAAUGGCUUUUAAAUUAAUUGCUAAAUUUUUUUUCUGUGAUGUCUCUAUUUUGGUAGAAGAAAAUUAAUAAAUUUGUGUUUUCGGGAAGCAAACAGUUCCGUUUAGAACUUAUGAUAUUUCCGACUGUGGAAUAAACCCUUUCAGAGGGUGUGCUUGAUGCUGGAACAGCUAAAAAUUUUCUCGACAGUCUAGCCAGUAGAAGAAACUCAUGGCGUUUCGAAUGUCACCAAUGAAGGCGAUUAUCAUUAUGAGGAAUAUUUGGCUCCAUUUUGAAGCUAUUGAUUAUUCUUUCAUAUACAUCAUUCUGGUGAUUUGAAUUAUCGCUUACAAAGCUUACCAUUCUCUCAAAACUUCGAAAUAUGGCUACCUCACAAUUGAAAAGAUAAUCUAAGUCCUUUUCUCUUUUGUUUUUAUUGGCAACUACUGAUGUCUCUUCAAAAUUUCCGUUGACUAUAAUCUCUAAAAGGUAGCCAUAUCUCAAAGUUUUGAGAGAAUGGUAAGCUUUGAAAGCGAUAAUUCAAAUCACCAGAAUGAUGUAUAUGAAAGAAAAAUCAAUAGCUUCAAAAUGGAGCCAAAUAUUCAUCAUAAUGAUAAUCGCCUUCAUUGGUGACAUUCGAAACGCCAUGAGUUUCUUCUACUGGCUAGACUGUCGAGAAAAUUUUUAGCUGUUCCAGCAUCAAGCACACCCUCUGAAAGGGUUUAUUCCACAGUCGGAAAUAUCAUAAGUUCUAAACGGAACUGCUUGCUUCCCGAAAACACGAAUUUAUUAAUUUUCUUCUACCAAAAUAAAAUAUCACAGAAAAAAAAUUUAGCAAUUAAUUUAAAAGCCAUUUUUAUAAAUAAAAAAUUGUAAAAUAUUAAUUAAACUAAUAAAUUAUUCUAUUGUCGUUUUAUUUGUUUAAAAAAAACAUUAAUAUUAUGUUUUGUCCCGUGUUUAACCUACAUUAGUUCAAUUCUCAUUUGAUAUGAUUCUUCUUAGCAUCUAGUUGAAUCUAAUUUGCCUUGAAGUAUAGAGUUUUUAUUAUUUCAAUGAUUAAAUUAAAUUUUCAUUAUUUUGGUUCUGGAUUCCGACUCUAGACAGCGUUACUGAUUUUGAAAAAAGUGGGGGCAGCUUUGGGAGAAUGUCUUUCACAUUGCGCCAUGUUUCGAUAAACAACUAAAAAAUUCUUCUCAAGUUACUGAUUAUUAUUAUUAUUAUUUUUUUUUUUUUCAAAUUUUGUGUUCAAUGUGAUAAAUAUUAUUGCUUGAAUAAAAAUCAAUUACAUUUGUAAUUUUUAUAAAAUGUAGCAAUUCA
Microplitis mediator is the source of this 4691-nucleotide messenger RNA. RefSeq lists its product as uncharacterized. NCBI's taxonomy places the organism in Eukaryota, Metazoa, Arthropoda, Insecta, Hymenoptera, Braconidae. The coding region runs from base 263 to 1732 and encodes 489 amino acids. The transcript has 5 exons. The record is from RefSeq and is a predicted model, not a curated record.